GCCGGAUGGCGGAGUCUUCACGUGGCGGCCGAGAGAGGCCACGUCAACGUGGUCAAUACUCUUCUGCAGAAAGGCGAAUUCGUGGACUGCAUCACCAACGACAAGAUGACGCCGCUGCACAUCGCGGUCUCGGCGGGGAAACCGGACGUGGUGGAGACCUUGCUCGGACACGGGGCCCCGGUCGAACAGAAAGGUCAGCUCGGGUCGGGUGGGAAGUGGCAGGAGACGCCCCUUCACCUGGCGGCGAGGAUCGCCGACGGCGAGAAGUGCGCGGAGAUGCUCGUCAAGUGCGGGGCGAACGUGAGGGCGAGGACCGAGGACGGACGGACUCCGCUGCACGUCGCUGCCAGGCAUGGCAACACCAAGGUCUUGACGCUCCUUCUUCAGGAGGAUGCCGAUCCGAUGGACGUGGCGCAGGUGGACGUCUUUCCGGGUGGAAAUCCACCAAGGGGGACGUCCACAUGGUUCCAAAUCCACUGGAGUGGGGAUGCAAAGGUGGAUUUCUACCUCUGGAUUUGCAGCUCGAACGGGGACACACCGCUGCACCUGGCAUCGGGUCAGUGCCACAGCCAGGUGGUGCGAAGCCUGCUGGAGCACGUCCGAUCCCAUUCCAAGGGCGAGUCGGAGCACCCGCCGUCGCCGCCGUCGUCGCCGGGGCUGACGGCGUACGUGAACGCUCAGAACGCCGACGGGGAGACGGCCGUCCACUACGCGGCCAAAAUCCACAAGAAUCACGUCCACCUGCCCAAGGAGGACUCGGAGGUGAUGAAACUCCUGCUCGACGCCGGCGGGGAUGUCAACGUCCUCUCCAAGACGAACCGCGAGAGCCCGCUGCACUACUGCGCGAGAGCAGGUAACGCGGCCGUGAUGAAGGACAUGCUGACCAGCCUGAACACCAACGACGUCCAGACGUCCGUGAACCGGCAGUCGUCGAUCGGCUGGUCCCCGCUUCUGGCCGCCUCGGAGGGGGGGCACCUGGACGUCGUCAUCACCUUGCUCAACCACCAUGCCAGGGUCGACGUCUUCGACGUGGAAGGGAAGGCGGCGUUGCACCUGGCGGCGGAGGGAGGGUUUCGGGACAUCUGCGACAUCCUCCUUCGGCACAAGGCCUUCGUGAAUAGCAAGAGCAUGACCGGGCUCUCUGCGCUUCAUCUGGCCGCUCUCAGGGGCUUCAACGAUCUCGUCAAGCUCCUGGUCGUCAAGCACAACGCUCACAUCGAGGCCCUCACUCUGGUCGCUCUUUCCCCUCCCGAUGCACUCUCGAUUAACACCUGGAACGAUCGCGCGGUGCAGCAAAAGCAGACGCCGCUGCACCUAUCGGCAGGCGCAGGCCAGCUGAACGUGUCGCGGACGCUGGUGGAGCUGGGCGGGAACGUGCACGCGACGGACUCGGAGCGGCAGACUCCCCUGCACCUGGCGGCGCAGAACAACCACUCCGACGUCGUCAAGUUUUUUCUCAGUCUUCAUCAGGACCUCGUCUCCAUCGCCAACAAGGUCCCGUUCCCGGUCCCUCGAAGCGGGAACACCUGCGCUCACAUCGCGGCCGAGAAAGGGAGCGUGGAGGUGGUGAAGGAACUGCUGAAAUUCCAGCGAGGGGUCGUCACUUCGGCCAGGAACAAGACGAGCGACUCGACGCCGUUGCAUCUGGCUGCCAGCGGGGGUCAUACGGCCGUCGUCAGGAUCCUUUUAGAGGCCGGCGCCAAUCCUGCCGACGAAAAUAAGACCGGGGAGACUGCUCUCCACCUCGCAUCCCGUUUCGGACAUCUGGACGUAGUGGAAGCACUCCAGGAAGUGACAUCUCUCAGGGCACCCAGCAGGAAGACAGGACUCAGCCCCCUCCACGUCGCCGCCUAUUACGGCAAAGCAGAGGUGGUCCAGGAGAUCCUGACGCAGGUGCCGGCGACGGUGACGUCGUCCUCGCCGACCGUCGUCUCCGCCAGCGUCCUGAGGGAGCUGGGCUCCGAGAGCGGCCUGACUCCGCUCCAUCUUGCGUCCUAUUCCGGGAACGAGAACGUGGUGCGGCUUCUUCUCAAUUCCCCCGGGGUCCAGCCGGAUGCCGCCACCAAUCUCCACGGCUACACUCCACUGCAUCUGGCAUGUCAAGGCGGGCACCUGUCCGUGGUGGGUCUCCUGUUGAGUCGAUCCACGGAGCAAUUGGACAUGGGAGACAAGAGGGGACGGACGGGACUCCAUCUCGCGGCCGGAGCCGGUCACACGGACAUGGUGGCCCUCUUGCUCGGACAGGGCGCGGAUAUCGCGGCCACCGACAGGAACGGAUGGACGGCGCUGCACUUCGCGGCGCGGGCGGGGCACUUGGAGGCGGUGAGGCUGCUGGUGGAGGCGGGGGGGACGCCCACGGCGGAGACCAAGGAUGGCAAGGUCCCGCUGGCCUUCGCGGCCGGGAACGAGCAUUCGCACGUCCUGUCUUAUCUGCUGAGGAAGGAGCACAAUACCUAUGCUCUGCUCGAUGAUAAGAAGUUCGUCCUGGAUCUGAUGGUGUGCAGCAAGAAGGACGGCUUGAGGCAGUUGACGGAGUUCGUUCUCCUUUCGAAAGCGCCGGUGGAUACGGCUGCCAAGCUCUCCUACACCCUCCGCCAGCUCUCCUUUCGGGAAAAGGAUCGGUCGAAAGACCUGGAGUACGCGGCAGCCUUCACCGAGGACAUGGCCAAAGAACUCCUGUCCAUCGCCGCCGGUUCCAGCAGUGCAGGCCUCCUGUUGAGGGCGAGGGACCACCGAUCCGUGCAGCUGCUGGAUGUUCUGAUCGAGACGGAGCAGAAGGAGGUCAUCGCACACACUGCCGUCCAAAAGUACCUGGGGGAGGUGUGGGUGGGACCCAUGAACUGGCCUCAAUGGAAGGUCCUUCUCCUCUUCUUUGCGUCCCUCUUCUGUCCGCCGGUCUGGAUCGUCUUCUCCCUCCCGCUGGGGCACAAGUACAGCCGGAUCCCACUGAUCAAGUUCAUGUCCUAUCUCAUCUCGCAUCUCUACUUCGUCGUCCUUCUCAUAUUGACCAUCGUGACGCCUCUGAGACCCAUCUGGAACAGCACAUCCCUCAUACCCCAUUGGUACGAGUGGAUCCUCCUCGCCUGGAUCAGUGGGAACCUGGUGUCGGAGCUGACGAACCCCGGUGACCGAGCCGGGCUCGGGUGGCUUCGUGUCAUGAUCCUCCUGGUGUGCGGGGUGGCCAUCGGGAUACACGUAGUCGGCUUCGGAUUCGCCAUACCCGGCCGAUCCUUGGCCCUCUACGUCCGCAAUCAGUUUCUCGCUCUGGCUCUACUCCUCUGUUGCGUCCAACUCUUGGACUUUCUCACCUUCCAUCACCUCUUCGGGCCGUGGGCCAUCAUCAUCAGCAAUCUCAUGGUGGACCUCGGCCGAUUCCUCGUCAUCCUUUUCAUUUUCAUCUUCGGAUUCUCCAUGAACGUGGCUGCUAUCUAUCAGCCGAUCUUCCCCAUUUAUGCCGCGCCAAAUGCAACACUUGGCGACGGAUAUCCCCCAACCGUCAGGAAGACGAUCCUGGAAGUGUCAACCACGAAGAGCAAUAUUUACGACUACUCUCCCAAUGUCCGAAUCCUUGGUUCGUUCAUCUUCGCGCAUUUCCUUGCAGAGGCGCCGGUGCAGACGCCGUUGGACACUUUCGAACUGCUUUUCUACGCUCUCUUCGGUUUGGUCGAGCCCGAUUACCUGCCUCCCAUGCACGCUCACCCCCCGUGGGCUGCACAGAUCAUGAAGGUCGUAUUCGGAGUGUACAUGAUGGUGACGGUGGUGGUACUCAUCAACCUACUCAUCGCUAUGAUGAGCGAUACCUACCAACGGAUUCAGUCGAAAUCAGACACGGAGUGGAAAUUCGGACUGGCCAAGCUGAUCCGAAACAUGAAUCGGACUUCAGGAACACCCGCCCCCCUGAAUCUCAUCACCAAGCUCUUGGUUUAUCUCGUCGCCUGCUGCAAAUUCAAAGGCGAGUGGGAUCUAUGCCGGAAGGAGGCCCAGGAGUACCUGAGAACGGAACAGGCGCCCGAAGAUCCUUACGUCCUGGACGUGGCCGUUUUCGCAACUGGAGGGUGGAUGAAGAAGGUGCGAGAAAGACGAAUUCCUGGACGCAAGAGCAAGAUUUCUCCGAAAGAUGCGACACCGGUGAACCGGGUGCUCUCGGCCGGGGUUCAUUCCCUGGGCUCCGAGGGACCCCGAAGGAUCGAGAACGUCGUGGACUGGCCCCGCAUCAUCCGGAAAUACGUGGCCCUCACGGGGCACAUGACGGAGGAGGAAGCCGUUGCCGGUUCGGGUGACGGUGUCUCCGACGUCAUCGUCAAUCUCGUCGGGGCCGAGAUCAUGAGGGACACGAUGAAUUCCAAGGAAAAUUCCUCGCAUGCUUGACCGGUUCGGGUCUGCGGUGUCCGGAUGAAGCCGGACUGGCGAUCCAGAUCAAGAGUUCCUUGGUCUUCUCCUACCCCAUCAGUAUUGAUGAUUUUUGAAACUGUACAGUAUUAUGAUCGAUGCCCUUUUGCUUCAUGUGAUGGAGAUUCUUGGCAUGAAGGUG
Darwinula stevensoni is the source of this 4531-nucleotide messenger RNA. The record is from the annotation of a GenBank genome assembly. NCBI's taxonomy places the organism in Eukaryota, Metazoa, Arthropoda, Ostracoda, Podocopida, Darwinulidae.